Molecule: messenger RNA, 1433 nt
Organism: Lethenteron reissneri (Far Eastern brook lamprey)
Lineage: Eukaryota; Metazoa; Chordata; Hyperoartia; Petromyzontiformes; Petromyzontidae
Product: zinc finger protein ZFP2-like
Biological process (GO): regulation of DNA-templated transcription
Molecular function (GO): DNA-binding transcription factor activity, RNA polymerase II-specific; RNA polymerase II cis-regulatory region sequence-specific DNA binding
Source: RefSeq, a predicted model, not a curated record
GAAUGACGUCACGCACAGAGACAGAGAGUCGAGGCCUCCGUGUAGCGUUGUAAAGUUCAACAUCGCCACUGGGGGAGAGACAAAGGCGGCCGGGCGUGGUGCUGGAUACCGACCCCCUUCAUAGUGCCAAGACAGGAACCAUGAACGAGGGAGGAGAGAUGAAGAUCUACUGCCCGGUCUGCAACUGGGUGGUGAUCAGCUUGCCCGCCCUGGAGGACCACAUGAAGCAGCACAGGGGCCUGACCGAGUCCGUGCUGUACCAGUGCCCCCACUGCCCGUACAGCACGGACAAAGCAGCCACUCUGAUCGGCCACCAGAGGAGCCACGCCGACGAGAAGCUGUACAAGUGCUGGAUGUGCGAUGAAGUUUUUGCAAAUUCGGGAGACUUCUGCUCCCAUCAGAGCGUGCACAUGAAGCGGGCGCGACGCGGGAAGGCAUUCGCCCCACCGCUAGGAGACGUCUCACCGGACGGGAGGAUCCGCGCAGACGAGAGGCCCUACUGCUGCAAUGUCUGUGGAGAGGAUUUCACUCAGUCGCACCACCUCCUCAACCACCAGAGGAUCCACACGAGUGAGAAGCCGUACAGAGUCCUCGUCAUACACGCGAGGACCCACACGGGCGAGAAGCCCUACAAGUGCUCCACGUGCGGCAAGUGCUUCGCCCAGUCGGGCAACCUGUGCAUCCACAAGCGCACCCACACGGGCGAGAAGCCGUACGCGUGUGACGUGUGCGGCAGCUCGUUCACGCAAUUGGGCACCCUCCGCGUGCACUGGAGGACGCACGCGGGCGGGAAAGCCUCCUCCGGGUCGGGGAGCCUCCGGUCACGCCGGCAGGUCCGCGCGGGCUCGAGCGCGUCGACGCUGCCAGCCAGUCCUCCCCUCCUCCGCCGCUGCACCCGUGGGAGGGCCGGGCGUCACGAGGGCGCGACUGCCGCUGGGGAGGUCGUGGCGAGCCUCGGGGGUGAGGGUCCCGCGGCGACCCCCUCGGCGACCCCCUCGGCAACCCCCUCGGCGACCCCCUCGGCAUCGCUAACAUCAGAACGUGGAGAGACCCUCAGCUUCGAGACGUGGCUGGGGGUUAAGGUAGAAUGCGACGGUGAAGAUCCUCCCGCCUCCCUACCGAACAUGAAGCGGGAGCGCAGAGGGAUCGCCAGCUUCGAGACGUGGUCAGGGGUGAAGGUGGAACAUGGCAGGGGGGAGGAUUCUUCAGUUCCCCUCUCGAUCGUGAAGCAGGAACAGGAAGAAAGCCCCGGCUGUCAGACGCGGCUGGGGUUAAGUUGGCACACGGGAGACCGAGUCUCUGCUUUGGGAACGGAUGUUGAGGUCUACGUGGAAAGAGUGAAGGAGGAGGCUCCAAGCAAGCAUGUCGAGUGAGAGUGAGUCCUCGACUGGGACCUUUGUUAAUUUGGUGGCACGGGUGGAGGAUGUGUACUA